ACCAAAGCUCCUCCUCUGCCGUAGGAGAGCACAAACCGGUCACAUUUUUUUUGCUGAAUGAGAGCAAGAGGGCACGGGAGAGGAUUUCCUAAUUUCUAUCUGGUGCUGUGCCGUGCGGCUGUUUCCUCGCCUCUGUUCAAGCAGAGGCUAAUAUGAGGACAUCAUUUGGCAAACCAGACCCUGGAAAGCACCUGCAAUCUUUUCCCCUUGUUUGAAACUGAAGACAACAUCAUGUGUUGUCCCUGGUAAAACCCGCCCAGACAUUCAGAGUGAGGACCCCACGCGCUGCUCAGACAUGGUCUCAGAUCAACCCGGCAUGCAUUCACUAGAGAAAAGGCCGGCGUCGGACGCCGCCUGCAAGCGGCACGCCUACCGCUGUCUGAGGAAGAAGUUGAGGCCAGUGCGGAUCGUAGGGUUCGUCCUCAGCCUGGUGGCCCUAAGUGCUGUCUCCUUCAGUGCCUUCACCUGGAACUCAAGGGGGGUCAGUGAGCCGGUGCUCCCCCACGAGUCGGCCCCCCACAGGACUCUUCUUUCCACCCAACACCAGAGGGACGCCAAUGUCUCAGCCGACAUGCCACUAGCCAUGAAAUCUACAGCAGGGAACAACGAGAGCAGUGGGGAUUACCCUCCAGACCUUUUCACCCUUCAGGAGAGGCGCCAAGGAGCGGUGGUCCUCCACAUGUUCGGAAUGAUCUACAUGUUCAUCGCCUUAGCCAUAGUGUGCGACGAGUUCUUCGUCCCUGCGCUGACCGUCAUCACGGAGAAGCUGACCAUUUCCGAUGACGUAGCGGGCGCCACCUUCAUGGCAGCUGGCGGCUCGGCCCCAGAGCUCUUCACCUCCAUUAUCGGGGUCUUCAUCUCACACAGCAACGUGGGCAUCGGGACCAUUGUAGGCUCGGCCGUCUUCAACAUCCUCUUUGUGAUUGGGAUGUGCGCCAUCUUCUCCAAGGAGAUCCUCAACCUGACAUGGUGGCCCCUGUUCCGCGACGUCUCCUUCUACAUCCUGGAUCUGAUAAUGCUCAUCAUCUUCUUCCUGGAUAACUUCAUCUCCAUUUGGGAAAGUAUAGCGCUGCUGUCCGCUUACGCCGCCUACGUGAUCUUCAUGAAGUGCAACAGCACGGUGGAGAGAUUUGUCAAGGGUUGCAUGCACAAGAACCAAGUGGUAGAAGUAGAAGUACAGCCAAAGGAUGAGAAGACAAUUCCUGUGACGCCAGAGGAUGAAAGCAAGUUGUCGGCCCGGCCUCGGCUUCAGAGGGGGGGGAGCUCCGCCUCCCUGCACAACAGCCUGAUGAGGAACAGCAUCUUCCAGCUCAUGAUCCACACGUUGGACCCUUUAAGUGAAGAAUUUGCUGACUCUGAGCUUGGGACUUAUGGGAAACUAAAAUAUUAUCACUCAAUGACUGAGGAAGGUAAAUUCCGAGAGAAGGCAUCCAUCCUUCAUAAGAUCGCUAAAAAGAAAUGCCAAGUGGAGGACAGUGAGAAGGCCAACGGAGUGGCCAGUCGCUCUGAUAAAAACCUCCCCAACAGCUCCAGUGUGGAAGUGGAAGUGACGCCACCCAUGAACGGCACUGCAGUUCAAGAAGGUCAAGAAACGGCUGAGGACGAGGAGGAGGACGACCAGCCUCUGAGCCUGUCCUGGCCCGACUCCUGCCACAAGCGCAUCACGUACCUCCUCAUCAUUCCCAUCGUCCUCCCACUGUGGUUAACGCUGCCCGACGUCAGGAAGCCGACUGCCAAAAGAUUCUUUCCCAUCUCCUUCAUCGGUGCCAUCUGCUGGAUUGCAGCAUUCUCCUACUUAAUGGUGUGGUGGGCUCACCAGGUUGGAGAGACCAUCGGGAUUACGGAGGAGAUUAUGGGCCUGACUAUAUUAGCAGCUGGAACGUCCAUCCCUGACCUCAUUACCAGUGUCAUCGUGGCACGCAAGGGGCUGGGGGAUAUGGCUGUCUCCAGCUCCGUCGGCUCCAACAUCUUCGACAUUACAGUAGGACUGCCGUUCCCCUGGCUCUUGUGGUCCUUUAUCAACAACAUGUCUCCGGUGAAAGUCAGCUCCAACGGCCUCUUCUGCGCCAUUGUGCUCCUCUUCAUCAUGCUCCUCUUCGUCAUCAUCUCCAUCGCCGCCUGUAAGUGGCGCAUGAGCAAGAUGCUGGGCUUCAUCAUGUUCAUGCUGUACUUCGUCUUCCUGGUGCUCAGCGUCAUGCUGGAGGACAAGGUCCUCACCUGUCCCGUGUCCAUCUGAAGAGCUACUUCCUGUCCCUCGUCACCGCCACAACCACCACCGACACCACCACCUUCCAUGUCUGCCAUCGCCCCCCCCCCACGACCCGUGUGAUACUUUACUCCAGGAAUAAAAUAAGAAGAAGGACGACAGGACAAGAAAAAUAAUACAAAACAUUUUCAAAAAGAGCAGGUGGUGGUGGGGGCGGGGUUGAAAAUGGCACAAGACUUUGGCUUGGCUGGUUUAGCAUAGUGGAUUUUUAUUUUGUAUUAUUAUUUAAUUGGCAGGUGGGGGGGGGGGCGAGUUAUGGGUCUAUCAGCCAAAUAUAGAAGCAUUAUAUGCAUGCCAUUAGUGUCACUAGACGAGCUGAAAUCAAGGCCACGCCUGGUAGGUUGAGGAGAAUGACCUCCUGUGAACUUUGGGGAGGCGGGGGGGCGCUGUAUUAAACUCUUAAUAAUAAAUGCAGUAGCUGAGCUGACAUUGUGAGCACAUUUGACCACACACAAAAGACGCUGAUACCAGGAGUGGAGAGGAGUUUGAGGAGACGGCAGCCUGUGAGGUCAAACGUGGCGUUGAGCUAAAAGACUCGAAAAGGAGGAAGCACUCUCACUGGGCAGACAAACGUUCUUAUUUUUGCAAUUUCAUCAUGCGCCCAGUCUGCUUUGAAGCUUCCCUCACCCCUGCUGGACGUCAUUCUUCACCACUGAAUGUCUCUUCAGAGGAUUCUUCUUCUUUCUUUUUUUGGAUUCAUUUUCAUGAAAUAUAUAGAAGUAGCACUAGAUGUACUGUAGCAGUAUUAGGUAAAGUAGAGCCAUCUUGACAAUCUGCUCCUCUUUUUGUUCUUUUGCCACUGAACACACGUUCUGAUUGUGCAGUACUUUCCAUGCUUCACACGCACCGACUUACAAAAGAAAAAAAUUAAAUUGAAGUUUUAGCCUCCCAAAAUAUAUGCUAGCCUUCAAUAUCUUUCACUGGUUGAAAAAAAAAAGGCAUGAGUAAUUUAGGAUCAUUAAAGCUCCGUAAUGAAGUCAAUGUCAAAAUAAUACAUUUGAAAAAAAAAUGAACAGUGUUUAAGCGUCAUGGUUGAUUUAGAUUAGUCAAUGUGUAGUGCUUUGUUCACAGUAGAACUGGGCUCAACUCACCGGCUAGUCACGCUCCUGCGCUCGUAGUUAAAGGAGUCAACUGCAUGUUAAAAUAGACACUUGGAGGUGAAUUAUACCAAUCAACAUUUAAGAAGAUGUAUACCAAAAUGUAUACUUUUUCAGACAUGUUCAUAACUUCUUAAUGCAAUCCAGUGCUCAGUCUCUAUGUAGAAAGUGUCAACAUGUAUGGUCAAUGAUAUCUAUCAAACUUGUGCAAUUUAUUUUCUAAUCCAAGGUGCUUUUGUGUGCAUGUGUGCAAACUGCAUUUAAAGUCAUCACACAAUGACCAUUCCUUAUAUUUAUCUAUGACUAGAGGUUAUACUACCAGUAUUUUGCGACUAACUGCAAAGAAAAAGAAAUACACCAAACUGUGUUUUAUACUGGAAAUAGAAAUCAUAAUCACUCCUUAAGCUACAUAGACUGUGGAAAUCACAAAUGUAACAGCAAUAUUGUGUGUGUGUGUGUGUGUGUGUGUGUGUGUGUGUGUGUGUGUGUGUGUGUGUGUGUGUGUGUGUGUGUGUGUGUGUGUGUGUGUGUGUGUGUGUGGAGAAUCAUCCUCCCCCUCCCUUAGUGUCUGUCCUUCCUGUCUGACGUGGGCAACAUUUCUCUGACCCCCAUCCUAUAGAGCUGGUCAGAAACACCCUCUUUACCUCAACACAGCCUCUGUACAGCAGUGUAAUGACUGUAACAUAAUAGUAAAUAGAUUCUCUGAAUGUGUGAGGGGAAAUGCAUGCGAGGAAUUUGGGCUGGUUACCCACUGACUGUACAGCUGAGCUUAGACCAACGAUAUAAUGUUCACUUUUAUGCAUCCAUUCAUUAAGAAACACCAAGAACACAUUGGUUUUACUUUGUAAAUAUACACAGAACCACACAUGUAGUUUAUUUAUUUUCUUCUCUUUUUUUGACAUAGUGAGUGGAGAAGGACAAUGAUAAGGCCCUUAGUAUUAUUGAGCAACAUCUCAUUAGCAUACUUUACACUGUAAACUGUUCAGGUUCAGGUUAGAGAACAACAUCUACACAACAGUAGGUAUUUGUGAUGUUUUCUGACAAAGAUUGCAAAUGGUAAAAGUAAGCUAUGAUCUCUGUCAACUCAUAUGUUAAACUGUUACGUGUGCAUGCUCUCGUAUCUCCAUUUCCACAGCCCAGACCCUAAGAAACAAAAUGGCCUCUAUGAUGAUUUAUGAAAUUCUUCUGCAUACGUUAAGGACGUUAAAACGUUAAUGUGUUCACACCUCAGCUUGAGUUUUUACUCAAGGGUUCAAUUUUGGGGGGAAAAGCACUUCUUUUGCUUUCUCGCAGAGCGCUAAAUGAUAAGAUGGAUGCCUUUUUUCAUGUCAGUGCGAUAAAUCUACUGAUCUAGAAGCAACGCCCAAAGGUAACAAAAUCCACCUACAAAGCACAUCUAAAGCUAAAAAACAAAGU
This is a messenger RNA of Gymnodraco acuticeps, 4779 nucleotides long. Its product is annotated as sodium/potassium/calcium exchanger 2-like. Gene Ontology annotation, cellular component: membrane. The record is from RefSeq and is a predicted model, not a curated record. Gene Ontology annotation, molecular function: calcium channel activity; calcium, potassium:sodium antiporter activity. Bases 296 to 2236 code for a protein of 646 amino acids. Lineage: Eukaryota; Metazoa; Chordata; Actinopteri; Perciformes; Bathydraconidae. The transcript is spliced from 12 exons. Gene Ontology annotation, biological process: long-term synaptic depression; long-term synaptic potentiation; intracellular calcium ion homeostasis.